Aplosporella prunicola CBS 121167 is the source of this 1152-nucleotide messenger RNA. RefSeq lists its product as uncharacterized. Gene Ontology annotation, molecular function: proton transmembrane transporter activity. NCBI's taxonomy places the organism in Eukaryota, Fungi, Ascomycota, Dothideomycetes, Botryosphaeriales, Aplosporellaceae. The record is from RefSeq and is a predicted model, not a curated record. Gene Ontology annotation, biological process: proton motive force-driven ATP synthesis. The transcript has 4 exons. The coding region runs from base 1 to 729 and encodes 242 amino acids.
AUGGCUUCUCGUCUCGCAAGGAGCGCCUUUGGCGCUGCCCGCCUCCGCCCGACCGUCCCCGUCCGCAGCCUUCCCGCCAUCGCGACUCCAUUCUCUCCCUCGCGCGCGGCGUCCAAUGUCCCCGAGGACCCCAAGAAGAAGGCCCAGUCGAUCAUCGACUCCCUGCCCGGCAGCAGCCUUGUUUCCAAGGCUGCCAUUCUUUCCGCCGGUGCUGGUCUGUCCGCGGCCGCCAUCAGCAAUGAGCUCUACGUCGUGAACGAGGAGUCCGUUGUCAUGUUCUCCCUGCUCACCGUUUUCUGGGCUGUCGGCACCUACGGUGGCCCCAUGUACCGCGAGUGGGCCGAGGGCCAGAACAACAAGAUCAAGGGCAUCUUGAACUCUGCGCGCAAGGAGCACACCGAGGCCGUCCAGCAGCGCAUUGAGAACGUCAAGGACCUUGGCGGUGUCAUUGACAUCACCAAGAACCUUUUCGAGGUUUCCAAGGAAACCGCCAAGCUCGAGGCCCAGGCCUACGAGAUGGAGCAGAAGACUGCUCUUGCCGCCGAGGCCAAGACCGUUCUGGACUCCUGGGUCCGCUACGAGGGCCAGGUCAAGCAGAGGCAGCAGAGGGAGCUGGCUGAGUCCGUCAUUGCCAAGAUCGAGAAGGAGCUCGAGAACCCCAAGACCCUCAAGCAGAUCCUUGACCAGAGCGUUGCUGACGUUGAGAGGAUCGUCUCCCAGAAGGCGUAAAUAUCAAUUGGAAUACCGCAUUCCCCCUCCCGCCUGUUACAUAGAUCCAGUGCUAUAUAGUCAUACCGUACGAACGAAGUGCAGUGUGACAGUAUCGCAUGUCUCGGCUUUCCGAAAAUCCAAUUUCCACGGUUAAUUGACUUAUUGAUUGAGCACCUAGCGACGCGCCGAAGAUGGUACGUCAUUGAGUGUAGCGAUUGUGUCCUGCCAUCUUAGCGCGUUUGCGCUUGAGUUAAGAGAUUUUUCUCGUUGGGCGAAGAUUCCUCGAGUCAGGGUGCGUGCAUUUGCGAACUCCAUGCAAAAAGGUAGUAUCGUUCAUUUGGCCAAUUAUGAUCAGUUCACUUUGCUUCUAAUCUCUACAUAGCAUACAUGGCGAUACAAGCACCCGAGAUCGCCGGGUGUCUCCUAAUCUAACACAUUCUU